Microbotryum saponariae is the source of this 561-nucleotide messenger RNA. The record is from the annotation of a GenBank genome assembly. Lineage: Eukaryota; Fungi; Basidiomycota; Microbotryomycetes; Microbotryales; Microbotryaceae.
AUGACUUCCCCAUCCCCAAACGAGCAUGAAUCCUUAGGCCACAAGAUUAUAUCCGCUAUCACGGGCCACCACCACCACCACUCCGAGACAAAAUCGCCUUCCGAAGUCGCUUCGCAGAAGCAUUCGGCCAGGGCCGAACACGACCGACUCGAAGCUCAAGCCGAUGGCGAGAUCCAAGAUCGAGAACGUCAAGAAGCAAGGGAGGGAGUUCAUCCUUUCCAAGCUCCUGAAGUGGUCGGAGGUCGUCUUGGGUUGGAGGAAAUAGUUCAACAGGCUCAUCACCCGGAGCAGCACUCGAACCAUCAUCAAGGACAUCCCGAUUUGUACGGCGGGACCCAUGUUCCCGAAACGAGCUUGCCUCAAAGGCAUCACGAGACGCAACACACCGCCUUGAGACCGAGCGACCCGAAUGACCCAACCGUCAGUUUCUGCUCAGCCGAAUUCUUGCGACCGAGGUCAGAAUGCCGAACGCUAAUGGCUACUCAUAUUUCCUGAUCUUCACAGGCCAUGGACGGUGCCGUCAGGAACGAUACCUCGGCAGGUGACGAUUACGCAAUUUAG